Molecule: messenger RNA, 1899 nt
Organism: Rhododendron vialii
Lineage: Eukaryota; Viridiplantae; Streptophyta; Magnoliopsida; Ericales; Ericaceae
Product: heat shock factor protein HSF8-like
Exons: 2
Coding region: 67-1539 (490 amino acids)
Biological process (GO): regulation of transcription by RNA polymerase II
Cellular component (GO): nucleus
Molecular function (GO): RNA polymerase II cis-regulatory region sequence-specific DNA binding; DNA-binding transcription factor activity
Source: RefSeq, a predicted model, not a curated record
UAAACCCCACAUCUCUCAACACUGUCCUCCCAUAACAAUCUUUAACUGAAAUACUAAUAGUAUAAUAUGGACACAGAGGACGGCGGGAAUCCGCCUCCUCCGGCGCCGGCGCCAAUUCCGAACGCGAAUGCUCCGCCGCCGUUUCUUGCCAAGACCUACGACAUGGUCGACGAUCAGUCCAGCGACGAAAUCGUCUCGUGGAGCCCAACGAAUAACAGCUUCGUCGUGUGGAACCCGCCCGAGUUCGCUAGGGACCUCUUGCCCAAGCACUUCAAGCACAACAAUUUCUCCAGCUUCGUCCGCCAGUUGAACACUUACGGUUUCAGGAAGGUUGAUCCAGACCGUUGGGAGUUUGCAAAUGAGGGAUUCCUGAGAGGUCAAAAGCACCUUCUCAGAACUAUCAGUAGGCGGAAACCUACCCACGGACCUAACAACCGACCGCCUGAGCAACCACUCGUGCAAAAUUCAUCUGUUGGAGCCUGUAUUGAGGUGGGGAAAUUCGGGCUAGAGGAAGAGGUUGAGAGGCUAAAGAGGGACAAAAAUGUCCUUAUGCAAGAGAUCGUGAGAUUGAGGCAGCAGCAACAGGCCACUGAUGGGCAUAUGCAAGCAAUGGUGGAGAGGCUACAAGGGAUGGAGCAGCGGCAACAACAGAUGAUGUCUUUCCUUGCAAAGGCAGUAAAUAGUCCUGGCUUUUUGGCGCAGUUUGUGCAGCAGCAGCAGCAGCAGCAAAAUGAGAGCAACAGGCGGAUAAUUUCCGAAGGAAGCAAAAAACGGAGGAUUCAGCAGGAAGGGCCUGCCGACGGACAGAUUGUGAAGUAUCGGCCUUUGAUGAAUGAGGCAGCAAAUGCAAUGCUUAGUCAGCUCAUUAAAACAGACACUUAUAAAACUCAGCUGGAAAAUUUGAACAAUGAUUCCAAUACUUUCUUGAUUAAUGAUGCUUCCUCACCUGAUGUGUUAGACAAUGGUACUUCUUCAGGCAGUACCUCAGGAGUGAUUCUUCAGGAAGUCCCACUUACUUCUGGGCAAUCUUAUUUUCCAGAAACUUCCAGAAUUUCUAGUCAAUGUGAAAUGGUUGCAACCACUCCAUUUUCAACUAUGAGCCCACCAGUUAGAGCACAAGAAUUGCCAUCUUUUGCUCUUCCGCAGACAAAUUUAGGUGUUUCUCAGCUCUCUCCACUCCAAGAAAUGGUUUCAGAAAGCAACGGUGACAUGAGUGGGAAAGUCAACAUUGGUCCCUCUAUUGAUUCAAGUUCAUUGCAGGAGAAUUGCGAAAUGUCCUCAGAGAUCAGAGAUUUCUCUACUUACCAUGAAUUGGAAUUGAACAGUUCCUUUCUGGAUGACAAUUUAAUUCCCUUUUUGGUCGACGACCUGUUCCUUUUUCAAAACCCACAACCUGUGGAAACUGAUGUGGUGGAUUCGACUUCAGCGGAAGAAGGAAACAUAGCCAAAUCAAUGGAGAAUGGUUGGAACAAUACUCCACAUGUGGACCAACUUACGGAACAGAUGGUCUCUCUUGGUUCUGAUCCUGAAAAAGUCUGACCUUGUGGCACUCAAUGUACAGUUCUGUCUCAGCAUCACCCGCGGUAAAUCCUAGAAAGUAGCAAGUAAUUACCAUGCAUUUACUGAAAAGCAGCUAAUACCUUUUUAUAACCUUUGUCCCGACUUUUUAUUUGCACAUAUGGUCGGACCUCGUUCUAGGUUUUAGUCCUCUCUCUCUUCUCUGAGUUCCGUACUUUCUUGACAUCCUAUCUUCGGGGUAGCCUGUGAUUACGAUAGCAUUAAUGAUACUGAUGUUCUUGAGAAGCAGAGAGGUUACUUGUAAAGACAAUGAAUUAGACUGGUUCCAACUUCAGGGUUACACAAGAGAUGAUGAAUGAGAACAUGUUUCUAUAAGCUUAA